AUGCAACAGUGUAACACUGAGUCUAAUAAAUCACUUCAAGGCCAAGAUAUCCCUGGCCCACAAGGACUAGAUGGUUUUCCUGGAGUCAAAGGUCUGAAGGGCCAUCAAGGACCCCCAGGAGUCACCUAUCCUGGGCCUAAAGGUCGGACGGGCCCACCUGGUGACACAGGUCUUCCAGGCUUCCCUGGCGAAGCUGGAUACCCUGGCACAGAAUGCGACACACCUUCACCGGGACCCCAUGGAGAUGUAGGAUAUGAAGGACCUACAGGGCUCCCAGGUCUUCCAGGGGAACCAGGCCCUCCAGGCAGCAGCACAUCCUCCUUUGGAGAUCGAGGACCGAUUGGCCCCCCAGGGUUAACAGGCUGUAAGGGAGCCAUGGGCCACCGAGGGCCUCCUGGAUCUCACAACAAUCCAGGCUUUAUCGGUCCAAAAGGUGAGAGAGGUCCCAAUGGUCCCAGAGGUGCUCAAGGACCCAAAGGUCAGCAAGGUUUCCCUGGGCCACGGGGCCCUAAGGGAAAAACGGGUCCAGCUGGAAAUAGUGGCGUCAGAGGAGCUCCUGGUGAUUCCAUCAGUGGACGAGUAGGGGUGGCUCCUCCCGGACUUCUAGGACCAAUUGGUCCCCCCGGAUCUCGGGGAUUCCCUGGUGAUGUCGGUCCUCCUGGGGGUCCAGGACGUAAAGGAGAGAAGGGUUCUGCAGGCUCCAUGGGCGGCCCUGGUCUACCGGGUCCUGCUGGUCCUAAUGGCUAUGUUGGAGACCCAGGUGAAGUCGGUCAGCAAGGAUUCAUUGGACCACAAGGCCCACCUGGUGAACAAGGUCCACCAGGUCACAGGAGGACAUCCAGGUCAGGCUUCCUCUUGGUUGUCCACAGCCAGUCAGUGCAGGUGCCUCAGUGCCCUGAAGGCAGCAGUCAGCUUUGGGUGGGCUACAGUCUGGUGUACCUAGAGGGACAAGAGAAGGCUCACACACAAGACCUGGGCCAGGCUGGCUCCUGCCUCCCUGUUUUCUCUACCAUGCCUUUCUCCUACUGCAACACAGCUGCCUGUCACUACGCCGGCCGCAAUGACAAAUCCUAUUGGCUCUCCACCACUGCUCCCAUACCCAUGAUGCCACUAUUCGGCCAGGAGAUUAGCUCCCACAUCAGCCGCUGUGCAGUGUGUGAGACGGUGUCACUUGCAGUGGCUUUCCAUAGCCAGGAUCACAUGGUUCCUGCAUGCCCACCUGGCUGGAGGAGUCUGUGGAAGGGCUUCUCUUUCCUCCUGCACACAGGGGAAGGUGUUAAUGGUGGUGGCCAGUCUCUGACCUCCUCCGGCAGCUGCCUCAAGGAUUUCAGAACUCACCCCUUCAUAGAAUGCCAGGGCGAGCGAGGCUCCUGUCACUACUUCGCCAACCUAUACAGCUUUUGGCUGACUACUGUGAGUGAGACAGAGCAGUUCAUCAUCCCGAGACCGGGCACCAUCAAAGCAGCUGACAAACAGCGACACAAGGCCAGCCAGUGUCAUGUCUGCCUCAGACGGAUAUAA
Messenger RNA from Pleuronectes platessa (European plaice), 1521 nucleotides. Its product is annotated as collagen alpha-4(IV) chain-like. The transcript is spliced from 9 exons. Gene Ontology annotation, cellular component: collagen trimer; basement membrane. Gene Ontology annotation, molecular function: extracellular matrix structural constituent. Lineage: Eukaryota; Metazoa; Chordata; Actinopteri; Pleuronectiformes; Pleuronectidae. The coding region runs from base 1 to 1521 and encodes 506 amino acids. The record is from RefSeq and is a predicted model, not a curated record.